AUGAAAGAUGGUGCCAGGAAGCUGUGCCUCAUUUCGUUCAUUGUGGAGAGCUUGCGCCUUGUGCUCAAACGGCAGAUCAGCAACAUGCGUGACCCGACCCCCCCGGAGAAGCGAGUCGCAGUUGGCAUAUACAAGCUUUGCUCGUCGGUCGAAGAUCGCGCUGUGGCAAGCCUCUUCGGCGUUGGGCGCUCAGCCGUCAACGUCGUGGACAGGCAGUUUUGCGGGGCAGUUGUCUCUUUGCUCGAAAGCGACUCAGUCAACAUGAUGGCUCCGGAGGAAAUGGCAAAGUACAUGCAGGAAUUCGAAGCUGUCUGCGGUUUCCGUCAAUGCGUUGGAGCCCUCGAUGGAUGCCACUUUCGCCAUUCGCCACCAAAGCAGCACGGCACAGACUGUCAUAACUACAAAGGCUGGCACAGCGUCAUCUUGCUGGCACUUGUGGAUUCCAAAUACCGCUUUAGGUGUGUCAACGUUGGCGCUCCUGGACUUUGCCACGACUAG
Messenger RNA from Dermacentor andersoni, 498 nucleotides. RefSeq lists its product as uncharacterized. NCBI's taxonomy places the organism in Eukaryota, Metazoa, Arthropoda, Arachnida, Ixodida, Ixodidae. The record is from RefSeq and is a predicted model, not a curated record.